AGACGUAACCGUAAACACUAUUUUUCUAAAGUAAUGGUUCACUGAACUCUGGGGAACUUACUUCUUGGUUAAGUAUGCCUCAGAUGUGCAUACAAGUAGGAAAAAUAUGGAAAGGUUGAUAAGACAAUUGGUUUAGAGAGGAACCAAAGUGCAAUGUUUUGCGGGGACAUUAUUUGAUGUAGCUCCCUAGCUGUAUUUAAAACCAAUUACCCAGAAGAACUUCAUUGACUUGAUUCGGGAUUAAGAAAGCCUUUACUUGAGACAAGAGAAUAUUUUGCUACUAUAUAGUAUCUUCAACUCCUCAUCUUGACUGUGGUAAAAGAGUGAAAGUACGUUGGAGUUACUAACUACUACAGGUUGUUGAUUUUUGAACACUUGAAACAAACUUCAUCCUUCUCUGUAUUCAGAGAUUUUAAUCCUACGAGUCCUAGGACAGCAAGCAUCUAAUAUGGGAAGUGAGUACAGCAUCCAAAGUUCUCCUGUGCAUGGUAAGCCAGGGGUCUUGGCAACUAAGCUGGAAGGAAUUGCUAAGGAGAAACCAGCUGGAAAGUCAUCACCUGAUAUAACACGGGGAACAAAGACCUGCUUAGGUGAAGGUGAGAUGGAAAGCCAAAAUACUAACCUGGAAAGAACCCCUGAAAUGCAGUUGGCUGGAGAGUCAUUACCUGAUGUAGCACAGGGCACUCCCAACAAUGGCUUUGGUGAAGAUAACAUAGAGCAAACUGAUAAAUACCAGAAUGAGAGUGAUACUUUGUCUCUUCCAAAUGAAACAAAAGAAGUACAAAUACUAGAUGUGGAUUCUAUGAAGGAGGCUAUGCCAGCUUCAGAAGUUAAGAUUGAGCAGUGUUGUACUGGAGAUGCCACAGAAGACCAUUAUAGUAACUUGAAUUCUCUACAAAAAGGCCAAUGUACGGACCAGGUAUGUGAGCUAAAUGUUAGAGGACAACCUCAUGAGAAGAAUUUGGUCCAGCAAGAACUCUCCACUACUCAAGAGAAGUCUGUUGUAAGCAGGGGAAAUCAAACAGCUAAUAGAAAAUUGGUGUGCUUCCUUCUAAAUGAGACCGACUUCCAUACUAUGAAUGUCUCCAAGGAAAGUUCUGUGGAUGAUUUAGAAACUCGGCAUCCCGUGGUUACAACACAGCCCACUGCAACACCCCCGCCACAAGUUACAGAACAGCUUUGGUGUUGUGGUGUCGAGAAACCCUUCUCCGCCGAGGAACUUGCCAAAGCAAUUCCAGAUGACCAAGCUUUAGAAAUAGCCGAAGAAAGGAGGCCUCAAAAGACGACACAAACAAUAUACACUGGGAUGGCGGUUACACCUGUUGUCACUCAACAGCCAAGGACUCAAAUGGGAAAUGCUCCUCAGUAUCAGGUUUUCAAUGGUGAUGUCUCAGACCUUCAACAAUCUGUGGGGCAGCUGGGUGAUGGACCAGAGGAAGAAGGCAAGUGUCGGAUAUGCCUCCUCCCGGAAAAGAAAAAGUCAUCUUGUUGCAAUGUGUUGUGAUGGGGAGGUUAAUUCAAGGAACUGGAGGGUUGUAAACAGCAUACACUUUUUUAAUUGAGGUUUUUACUUUUUAAAAUACACACUGAAAUUUAAAUCGAAGAUUGGGAAAAGUUAUCUUUGACAACUCCCAGAAUCUCCAAUGAGCAAAUAGUUAAGGGAACGGUUGUAAAAAAAAACAAACUUUUCCCAAUGUUUGAACUAAAUGCAGUUGCUAGUAUUAGACCCAUUGAAUCAAUGGCACCUACAAUGGUGUUGACUUGACUUCUCAUUGAUUUAUGAAUCUACUCCAGACAUGGGCAAACUUCAGCC
Messenger RNA from Anolis carolinensis (green anole), 1813 nucleotides. RefSeq lists its product as uncharacterized. The transcript has 2 exons. The record is from RefSeq and is a predicted model, not a curated record. NCBI's taxonomy places the organism in Eukaryota, Metazoa, Chordata, Lepidosauria, Squamata, Anolidae. The coding region runs from base 449 to 1504 and encodes 351 amino acids.